CAGUGUUUGUAAGAUUCAUGCAACUCCCCUUAAUUUGUUCUUUCCUAUUUGAUUUUCUAGACCAAGAGUACAUGAAACUAGUUCAUGUGUGACGUGAGAUAUAUUUUAUAGAGGAAACAAGCACAGAUGAUGAGAGAAAUGGCAACGUUGAGCAAAUUUUCUGAAGAUAUGAUGGGGAAUAUCCUGUCGAGACUGCCUCCCAAGUCUCUGAUGCGAUUUAGAUGCGUCCUCAAGUCGUGGCAUGACCUAAUCGAUAAACCUAGCUUCGUGGACCACCACCUUUCCAUUUCUAUGGACAACAAAGUCACCUCCUCCACUUACGUCCUCCUCAAGCACAAUGUCCUCACGGACCCCAGCAUUAAGGACGACGAGAAGGCAGUUAGAGCUACUCUCUUCAACCCCGACAGUAACCAAAGGGACAUUUUACUCUCCUCACUUAAUCUCGGCAGCCUUGUCGACGACGGUCUUGAGAUUGAGAACCAUGUCGUUCCGCCUCCUAUGAGAGGAUACGCAUUGAGCCUAGAAAUUUCAGGCUCUUGUGAUGGCCUCAUCUGCCUCAAUACUUUUAACAGCGAGGACAUUGUUUUAUGCAAUCCAGCACUCGAGGAAUAUAGAGUUCUUCCCAAGUCUUGCAUUCUUUUGCCUCCGCGAGUUCCACGUCAAUUUGAAGAAAAUGAAGAGGAUGAUUAUUAUGAAGAAGACGAAGACGAUGAGAUAGAAUCGAACCCGAAAUGUGUGGGGUUCGGGUACGAUCCGAACUCGAAAGACUACAAAGUUGUUCGAGCUGCACAAUUUGUCUCCGGGGUCUUUACCCAGCACCCCUCCAAAGUAGAGGUUUACAGCUUGGCUGCCGAUACUUGGAGAGAGAUCCCUGUUGACAUCCAGCCUCAUGGCUCUCUAAACCCGUCUUACCAGAUGUACUUCAAGGGAUUCUUUUACUGGAUCGCGUACUGGACGGAAGAAAGAAAUGUCAUCCUUUCGUUUGACAUGAGCGAGGAGGUGUUUCAUGACAUAGCUCUUCCGGAGAGUGGCCCAGAUGCAUAUGAAUACACAAGCAUUGCAGUGUGGAAAGACUCUCUGGUUCUCUUGACCUACCCUGUGGAAAACGAAGCUCCUAAAACCUUAGACUUGUGGGUCUUCGAUGAAGACUUGAAAGGUGCUAAGGGUUUGUGGACAAAGCACUUGGCUAUAGGACCUCUGGAAAAAGGGGUUGAGGCUCCAUUGGUGUUUUGGAAAGAUGAGGAGCUUCUUAUGGUUACGACUAAUGGGGAUGUGGUAAACUAUAGCCUUGAUACACAAAAGCUCAAGCAUGUCCCCCGCCAUGGAUUGGGAGAGCCAACCAAUAUCCAAGCGGUUCCUUACGUGAAUAGUAUUGUUUCAAUUAAGCCAGGCAACAAGAUUGAAAGCAUAUAGAUAAAUGCUAACUAAGCUAUAGCAACAUUAAAUAUAUCUCACCUUCUCCAUCAAGGCUUACAUUUUGUUGAAAUUAUUCCUUUUCUCAUGUUAUUUUACG
This is a messenger RNA of Prunus mume (Japanese apricot), 1513 nucleotides long. Its product is annotated as F-box/kelch-repeat protein At3g06240. The record is from RefSeq and is a predicted model, not a curated record. Gene Ontology annotation, molecular function: protein binding. NCBI's taxonomy places the organism in Eukaryota, Viridiplantae, Streptophyta, Magnoliopsida, Rosales, Rosaceae.